UUUUUUUUUUACCCAACAAGGUGCUGGAAACGUCCAGGUUAACAGCAUCAUCAUUCUUUUGUUGUUUGUGGCUGCACAGUAAUGUGUGGUCUUCUGCUGUGGUCCACCUAAAAACAAGUUUGAUGUUUUUUUAUUUAGAAAGGCUUUUCUGCAUAUUACCAUUGUAUGGGGUUCAUGUGCCUAUUUUAAAUCAACUCCUCUUGUAAGAUGGAGUCCUCAAUCUUGCUCUGGAAGAUCUGUCGUCUUGCAAGGUUAAGAUCCAACCGUAAUAAAGCAAAAAAAAUGUAGGUGUGUGUUAUAAUUUGAAACCAAAAUAUAUCCUGUUUAAAUAAUGCAGGUCUGUGUAAUAUAAGCAUUAUGGUAACAGAAUCUUGGGAAACCUGUGAGUACGCACACACUUAUGUAUACAUGUACAAGCAACGCUACACGUGUAAGAAGGUGAUCUGACAGGUCCAUUAUGUGGGCAUGGGCAUUGCUACCUGUUACCCUGGCAGUGUUUGGGACUAUUGGCCUUUGGGUUGUAUAUGGCAUAGCUGUGUCCAAUAACACAGUAAAUAUAACGGAAGAAUUUCCUUACAUCAGCACAUGUGGCUCAUACAACCCCCAAAGUUGUCUGUUUUCUCAAAUCUGCAACAUAUGCUGCAUGUUAGCUCUGUGGAUCAUCUCAAUUAGAUUUCAACAGAUACGGGAUUUUGGCUCUGCAUCCCGAACAAACACAGCAGGUCUGGUGAUUGGCUUCAUCUCCAGCAUUGGUAUUUCUAUUCUUGGGAACUUCCAGCCAUCAGUACUUCUGGGAGUUCAUCUGCUGGGGGCAGCCUUGGCCUUCUUCCUGGGUUUGGUUUACUUCUGGAUCCAGACAUGGCUUACCUACAGUGCCCAGCCGUCACAUGACCGGCGAUGGGUGGGCCCAGUACGCAUCAUUCUCUGCAGCAUGUGCACAUGUUUGGUCAUCUGCAUGGUCGUUCUGCAUAUCACAGGAUAUCGCUCUGAGGCCGCCAUAUGCGAAUGGGCUCUGGUUAUGUGCUUCUUUGCACUUUUUGGGGUCUUUGCGGCUGAAUUCAGACACAUUGAUCUCCAUAAGUUGACCGUACAGAAGGAGGGAAUGAAAAAAGCUAACGAGGGAAAUAGUGUGUGGACACUGCAGGAAAGUCAAUGAAAAGUGGCCAUUUUUUUUAGAUGUGGACAAUGGUGGCUGUUGGAAUCAAACACACACAAACUGCAAAGAACCAACCAUAUGGUUAAGGACCACAAAAAACAAUGUUUACGGUUUCUACUAUCACUUAGAACUUUUACAAAGUAAAUUAUAUGUUGCAUAACUUAUUCAUUAACACAUUAUUGCCAAAAGUGUACAGGGUAGCAUCUAUUUCAGUAAUACCUUCAGCAAUACCUCAGACUUGCUGUCUUGGGCUUUUUUAUAGCAGUAAGAAGUUUCUGUCUUGUUUACAUAUUGUAGUUUUCGAAGUAUUGCGAUUUUAUUUGUCAGAAGAUCAUCAUAACGCUGUUUCUGAAUGUAAAUAAACCUUUACAUCAAAAAUCUGCAGUUAUAAUGAACUUUACAAUAAAGAGAAAGAGUAAGAAAUGAAAGCAAUACCCUUAAAGAUCCCUGCUAAAAAACAGCAUAUACCAAUAUGCUGAUAACCACCAGCUAAACCAGCACCAAACCAGCUUGGGAAUUAUGCUGGUGGUCUCCAGGAAGCCAGCAACAAAACAAAACAUACGCUGGUCUUGUUGGUAUGCUAUUUUUUCCCAUAGACAUUAAAAUAAAGGUUUUUCCAGCUGUUCUAAAUUCACUGUAAACCACAGCUUCACAUGGUUUAUUACUUUUAAGCGUUUAUUUCCAUUUAUAACACGGGGCUGUUGAAUGCUUUAUUCU
Molecule: messenger RNA, 1873 nt
Organism: Paramisgurnus dabryanus
Lineage: Eukaryota; Metazoa; Chordata; Actinopteri; Cypriniformes; Cobitidae
Gene: tmem150b
Product: transmembrane protein 150B
Cellular component (GO): plasma membrane
Source: RefSeq, a predicted model, not a curated record